Mobula hypostoma (lesser devil ray) is the source of this 3018-nucleotide messenger RNA. RefSeq names its product testis expressed 11 (gene tex11). Gene Ontology annotation, molecular function: protein binding. Gene Ontology annotation, biological process: meiotic cell cycle. NCBI's taxonomy places the organism in Eukaryota, Metazoa, Chordata, Chondrichthyes, Myliobatiformes, Myliobatidae. Bases 1 to 3018 code for a protein of 1005 amino acids. The transcript has 29 exons. The record is from RefSeq and is a predicted model, not a curated record.
AUGUCACAGAUCGACAAGGUUCAUAUCUGGAAUGAACUAUGUGGUUUCACUUUACAUAAGACGUCGGUUUUCGUUCUGCAAAGUGCGGCGGAGUUCCGACACUGGGCCGCGAGGCGUCGCGAGCGAGCGAGAUUUGCUGAAGAGCUUUUGAGAAAUCAGUUAGUUGGAAGUAUAGAGGAUGCGAUUGACACACUGUUUGAUAAAGUUGCAGUUUUGGAUGAAAUAGAGAAGAACAAAAUCACGGAUGCACAGAUGGAAGAGUAUGCUAUUAAUCUGUGGAACUGGGCAGUAACUAAAAGACUGGAAUCUUCAAUUAAUGAUGAACAGAGAACAAAAUUGCGUCAUGUGGCCUGCAAGCUUGCCUAUUUGAGUGAUUGUGCUGAUCCCACUGCAGUAUCACUGCAAAGACAAAUACUGAUGUUCACAAAAACUGGGCGAAGCUGGCUGGACUGUAGGAAGCCACUGCUGGCAAAUGGAUUUCUGGACUUAGCUGUGACAAGUUUGGAAAUGUUAUAUGCGAAACUAAUAGCUGGAUCUGAUGGCAAAUCAGAUGUAAAUGUUCUUAAGAAUGAUGUGGAAAAGGACCUUUUCAAAGUGCAUUCCUAUCAGGCAGAAUCAGCUGUGAUUCAGUGUGAACAUAAGAAUGCAGUAACUUAUAUCCAGCGCUGUAAAGAUAUGCUGCUCAGAAUGCCUAAAGAGACAGGUUAUUUGUCCCUGCUGUGUUACAAUUUUGGAGUAGAAACUUAUCAGCAGAAAAAGUAUGAAGAAAGUGCUUUCUGGUUGAGUCAGAGCUAUGACAUUGGGAAAAUGGAUGAAAGAUAUUCAACAGGUUCUCCUGUGCAGGCCAAGGUUUUGCGUUUAUUGGCUAAUGUUUAUCUGGAGUGGGACAUCAAGCAACACCAGGAGAGAGCUCUUGAUGCGGUCAUUUUGGCAAAUGAAGAAAAUCCCCAUCCAGCUGGAUUGUUCUUAAAGAUAAAAAUCCUUUUAAGUUGUACCUUUCCUGAUGAAACUGUCUCUGCAGCUGUCAGAGAUCUCCUUGGAAAAGUUUCGCUUACUGUUUGUCUUGAAGCUGCAAAACUACUAAUGGAACAUGACCGAGAUAUGCUGUCCUUUGAAUUUUUGACAAUUCUGUCCAAGCAGUUUGAAACCCAUCAUGACAUUGGGGAGAUUUUGCUGGUGCAUUUUAUGCAACUUUUGCAGAAAGGCAAAGAGGUCCUUGCCAAGCAAAAAAUAGAAGACAUUAUUACAGGUCAUUACACAGGCAAAAGACUUUCACCAGAAAUUCUGACUCGGUUUCACAUUGUCCUCUGGGAAAGAGCUGCUAAGUAUUUUGAGGUGCAGAAUUAUACUGAGGCACUUCAGUGGUACAGUUAUUCAUUAAGUUUUUUCUCUGCUGGGCAAAUGGAUCUGAAUCUAGCUAGACUACAAAGAAACAGGGCAUCAUGCUAUUUGCAUCUGAAUCAGAAGGAAAAGGCAAAAGAGGCCAUAAAAGAAGCAGAACAAAUUGAUCCUGAUAAUAUCUUCACACAGUUCAGUAUCUACAAGAUUGCUAUUUUGGAAAAUGAUGUACAAAAAGCUGUGCAAGCGAUUAAAAUCAUAGGGAAUCUUGCAGAAAAGCCAGAAGGAUGCGAGGAUAAGAUGUUAACUGACAGAAUCCCAGUGACUGAUAUUUUGAGUCUUGCUGCACAAGUUGCUCUCGAGAAUGAGCAGGAUGCUGCUGCCAGAAAAGCAUUUGAAUAUCUAUGUGAAUAUUCCCAAGACAGUAUUCAGUUAUUCACAGCUCUCAGUGCCCUGUUAAAGGUUGUUACUGGUGGGGUGAAUACAGUUUUGAAUACUUCCCAGAAUAUUAUUUUGAGUUUCUUGCCCCUGAGACCUGAUUACAGUAUCUUGGAGAACAUUUUGCAGAACUUUAUUUGGAAUGGUGGAGAGGUUUCGGUGUGCCUCUUAUCUAAGAACUUUAUCGUUGAGUUUCCAGUCAAGGGUGAUGUUGAGUACACUGUCACCUUUAUUGAAUGUAAUAUUGGCCAGGCCGUGCUGCAUGCUGCUCAUAAGAAACUGAUUAUUCAGUUAGCGGAAGGGAAGCUGAGUGUUGAGCUGAAAAGUAGUGAAGCCAAUUGGUUUCGAAAAAUAGCAUGGAAUUCGGCUCUACAGUGUGAAGACUGCCCAGCUAGAAUGAGAGAAUUCUUCACUCUUUCUUACCAGUUUUCACAGAUGUUAUCAAUUGAUAAGACCAUUUUGGUUGGACAAAAGACUUGUUUACUAAUGGCGGCAGCGGCUAGUCUGGAGAUUGGUCGAAAAGCAACAAUUACUUCGGAGCAGAUUGGAAGUCUGACUCAAGCAAGGGAGGAUAUUAAAGUUUGUUGGGAGAUUUGGGCAACAUUAAAAUCCACAACUGCCGGAGACUUCUCAAAAGAUCCUACAGAGACCCUACUUCUACUUUAUGAAUUUGAAGCCAGGGCUAAAUUAAAUGAUCCCGAAUUAGAGCAUGUACUAGAGAGAGUCUUACAUCUACAGCAAUUAGAACCUAAGACACUGGAAACUCUGGCAGCUUUAUCCAUGGAACCUCCUGCUCAUUACCCAUCACUCUGUAAAAAGGCAUUGAAGAUUGCUUUAUCUCUUCAAAAGAAGCAACCUGGUAUGGAUGUAAUACGAUGCAGCAAGAUUCUACACAGUCUGAUCCAGAUCUCACUCCCGACACGAGUGACUGAAAUUGAACCUUGGAUUCUGGAGGAAGUCUGGUCUUUCUAUGAGGAAGCAUUAGUAAUUAUUGAGAGUUCGCAGGAGGAAUACCCAGAGACUGAGAUCCUGUGGCUGAUGACUCGAGCUUGGAACACUGGAGCUUGCUUACAUAGUUUUGCAAAAUAUUCUGAAGCAGAACAAUGGUGUGGCCUUGGAAUGCGUUUUCUGAAAUAUCUGGGUUCUCUCAGGACCAGCUAUGAAAGUCAGAUGAUGGGGCUCUACAGUGAAAUUUUGGAUAGGAUGGAUAGAGAAAAGAAGAUCCUCCCUAUUGAAGAGUAA